CAAAAACAAGCAGGAGAGUCUGUAGGUUUUACGAAGUCACAAAAAGGAGCAUUUACCCCGAAUAAAACACGUAUUUUUCGUUCAAAACUCAGGUUCAUCAUAUAAGAAGAAUAUUGUUCCAAAGAAGAUCAAUCAAAAGUGAGGUUAAGGUCAUCGCUAAAGCGUCUACAUUCACAGAAAAGGUCCAGGUACUUCUUCAUUUAUUCCUUGUAUUGUAGCCAGUAGAAGUCAGACUGGUUGAACCUCGUAUCAAAAAAGAGAAAUCUGUUACGAACUUUCUCAGGAUUUUGAUCUUGUUUGACCAGCGAAAAUGGGCAGAUGGUCGAGUAAAGGUACUAACACCUAGUAUUUACCUAAAAGCAGGGACCUACUCAGGUUCAAUUGCUUGACGGCUUAUCCUGAUUUGACUACUAGGAAAUUGACCAUAAGAUGAAGCUAAUAAGUUCAUUGGCAUAAUAGAUAAGUAUAAGUACAAUGAAAGAUACCUACACAAGAUUAGGUAAAUUAAAUAUUUGAGUAGUGAAAAACAAGCUGAUUGUUUUUAAAAAUAUAUUUUUUGAAAGUGAUUAUUAUUUUUCACCUAAAUAAAGUUUCCAUGUGCCGAUAAGUUAUUAAUGACUAUAUGUUGAUGUUUCAAAUAUUAGCAGCAAAUAAAGAAUUACCUACAACAACAACAAAAUGCAAAUAAAACCCAUAUUUAGUAUAUAAACUCUGUUAACAUUUUAAAUGCUCACUAGGUAGUGAAAAAUCAGCUGUUUUGUUCAAUUUUGCAAAAAUAUGUGGUUUUUUAGACUAAUAAAAGUUGCUAGUUUUGUGUUGGCAAUAUGUCCACCAAAAACUUUGACAUUAUGUUCAAAUACUACCGAAAUGUUAACUAAUAUUUUCGAAUUGAUUGGUCAGUCGGCUACUUAUCAAACACCUGUGAAUAAUAGUGAAUAUUAUACCGGCUACAAUAAAAAUGAAAAGGCAAUCGGUAAGCAUACACUCUUCGGUUCAUUCAUCCAGACUAAUGUAACUCUUCCAGAUUUUGGAGAGUAUGAUUAUAUUAUAGUAGGUUGCGGUACAGCAGGAGGUGUUUUAGCCAAUCGGCUUACUGAAAACGAAAACAUCAAAGUACUCUGCAUUGAAGCAGGCGGGGUUGCUCCUGCACUAACUGCAAUUUUAGGCCUUAGCACACUCUACUUCAAUACGCCUUUAAAUUGGGGAUAUAAUACUACUUCACAAGGAAAUGCUUGUUUAGGUAAAGUUUUACAAAGAAUCGUAUACAUUUUGACAAUAAAAAAAAAACUUCAGCUUGUAAAAAUCAACAAUGUCCAUAUCCGAGAGGAAAAGUUGUGGGCGGAUCGAGCACUAUUAACGCAGGAAUGUAUAGCAGAGGAAACAAAGAAGACUACAAUCACUGGGCAUCACUUGGCAACAUUGGCUGGACUCACGAAGAAUUGUUGCCAUACUUUAAAAAAUCAGAAUUUGCCAAGUUUGAUGUAGACAUAGAGCCUCAGUAUCAUGGUUUUAGUGGACCACAGACUAUUGAUGUUGCUGAAGAUACUCCAGGAUUGACAGAAUUAUUUUUAGAUGCAGCUAAGGAGCUUGGUGCCAUACAGCUAGAUUACAACGGCAAAAGUCAAAAUGGUACUAGUAGAGUCCAAGCAUAUUUAAAGGGAAAUGUUCGUUCUGGUACCUCACAGGCAUACGUCAGACCAGCACAAGAUCGUCCCAAUUUCCACUUGCAACUAAAUUGUCUAGUCACAAAAAUAGUAAUUAAAAAUUCUACAGCUGUUGGAAUAAGGUUUAUUAGAAAUGGCAAAUUGUAUUCUGUUAAAGCUAAGAAGGAAGUUAUAGUUUCAGCUGGGGCUGUAAAUACACCACAACUUUUAAUGCUUUCUGGUAUUGGUCCUAGAAGGGAACUAGAGAAACAUGGAAUAAAACCAGUUGCAUUUUUACCAGUAGGGCAAUAUUUACAGGAUCAUCCUAUAUUUCCUGGAAUGGUUUUCAGAACUAAUCAAGUCUAUUAUAACACAUCCUUUGAACAACAAGUAAAUGAUUUUUGUGAAAAUAAGCGACCGCUUACAGCAGGAUGGGGAUUCCAAUGUGUUACUUACAUUACCCUUGACAACAAGCCUAACAGACGACCAGAUAUAGAACUAUUGACCAUUGGACCACCGGCUAUGAGUCCAGCUUGGGGAGCUGUUUUACAAUAUAAUGAAGAAUAUGCAGCAGCUUUCCAAAUUCUAAACCCCUUAACUGACUUCAUGAACACCCUUCUGCUACUAAAUCCUUUUUCUCGAGGAGAAGUAACGCUGAAAUCUAAGAACGCUGCUGAUCUUGUUCAAAUAAAUCCAAACUUUUUCUCUGAUAAACGUGAUCUACAGAUUAUGUAUAGAGGAAUCGAGAAGGCAUUGCAAUUAAUGCAUACCAAGGCUUAUAAAAACUUCAAAGCUGAAUGGUUACGUAUACCGAUGCCUGGCUGUGAUGAGGCAUUUGAAUAUUUUUCCAAAGAAUGGUGGAUUUGUAUUGUCAAGCAUUUAUCAGUUCCUUGUUUCCAUCCUAUUGGUACAGCCAGAAUGGGUCCAAGUCCAAACAUAUCUGUAGUUGACAAUGAGCUGAAAGUUCACGGUAUCUGUGGUUUGAGAGUUGUAGAUGCCAGCAUAAUGCCAACUCAUAUAUCUGGACAUCCAAAUGCUGCUGUUGUUGUGAUUGCUGAAAAAGCGUCGGACCUGAUUAAGAGAGAUUACGAAAAUAAUAAGCCUGAUUGCAGAAGAUAAAUAUAUAUAUUUAUAUUAUUUCUUGUUUCUAUUUGUA
Ceutorhynchus assimilis (cabbage seed weevil) is the source of this 2799-nucleotide messenger RNA. The record is from the annotation of a GenBank genome assembly. NCBI's taxonomy places the organism in Eukaryota, Metazoa, Arthropoda, Insecta, Coleoptera, Curculionidae.